This is a messenger RNA of Oncorhynchus nerka (sockeye salmon), 3507 nucleotides long. It is a transcript of the gene stradb, whose product is annotated as STE20 related adaptor beta. NCBI's taxonomy places the organism in Eukaryota, Metazoa, Chordata, Actinopteri, Salmoniformes, Salmonidae. Gene Ontology annotation, cellular component: serine/threonine protein kinase complex. The transcript has 13 exons. Gene Ontology annotation, molecular function: protein kinase activity; ATP binding; protein serine/threonine kinase activator activity. The coding region runs from base 619 to 1911 and encodes 430 amino acids. Gene Ontology annotation, biological process: activation of protein kinase activity; protein export from nucleus; protein phosphorylation. The record is from RefSeq and is a predicted model, not a curated record.
UACUCUCAACAAUAUACAUUUGUUUUAACAGUGUGUAUAACGCAUCGCAAUUUGUUUAUAUUUUAUUCCAUUACAUCUUGAAAAUAUUUUAUUAUAUCUUCAGUCAAAACAGUGUCUUUACGCACAACUUGUACAUUACGUCAUAUUUUGCGUUGUCAUAAGUCUUAACUUUGCCAAGUUAUACAUGUUUAAGUUUCGAGUUGUAAGCUUCCUCAUGUCAUGCUUGGUUUGUUCAAGUUUGUUUCGCAUUCAGAGCAAGAGUAAGUUGGUUAAAAAACCCAGCCUGAUUUUGUUAUGAUUGGGCAUGAAGAUUUCAUAAACUGAUUUUCAGUGUUACAAUCAGAGAGGACAACCUCUUUCUCUGCUACAGUGUUGGGCCCGUUCCACUGGACACAGACAUCAGUUCAACGUCGUUUUGAUUUACAUUUUGUUGAGUUGUCAACUAACGUGAAAUCAACGUGAAAUCAACGAACGUGGAGCAGUGUUUUGCAUGAAGUGAUGAAGCCAGAUGCCAACGCAGUGGAAUCUGAACCCGGCAGAGUACAGCCAGCGCGUGCUGUGGUCGUGGAGCGGAUAAAUGCCAUUGCGUGAAGCGCUAACCCCCACGAAGAGAACUCCAUGUCUUUCUUGGACUGCUCCUGCAUCUCCCCCACUCAGGUCCAGCCAAUCAGCAUAGAGGACCAGUAUGAGGACGUCAGCCACCAAUACCUGAGCUCCGACGUCUCAGAAUGCACUUUCACCUGGGGUGGUGCAGGCAGCGAUGACAUCACAGCGCUCUCUGCUAACUCCGCCCACUACCAGCUGCUGUCAGAGCUGGGGAAAGGCUUCAACAACCUGAGCCAGGUGCGCAUGGCGCGCCACACCCCCUCCCGCCAGCUGGUGGCAGUCAAGAACACCAACCUGGAUGAGUGUACUGAGGAUGAGCUGCUACAGUUGAUGAACGAGGUUCUUCUCUCCAGGCUUUUCCGCCACCCCAACCUGCUGACCUCUCGCCUGGUCUUCAGCUCCUGCUGCCAGCUCUGGGUCCUCACACCACUCAUGGGCUACGGUUCGGCAGAUAGCCUGCUGAGGACCUUCUUCCCUGACGGGAUGAGUGAGUCCCUGAUUGCUUACCUCCUCCACGGAGUCCUGAAGGCUCUGCAAUACCUGCACCUCAUGGGCUACGUGCACAGGGGAGUGAAGGCCAGUCACAUCCUGCUGUCUGGGGAGGGCCGUGUCUACCUCUCAGGGCUGCACAGUGUUUACAGUAUGAUGCGGGAUGGGAAGAAGGUGAGGACCGUGUACGACAUGCCCCACCACAGCCCCGCCCUGCUACCCUGGCUCAGCCCAGAGCUGCUACGACAGGACCUGCAUGGCUAUGGGGUGAAGUCAGACAUCUACAGUCUGGGGAUAGUAGUCUGUGAGCUGGUCAGUGGCAGGGUGCCUUUCCAGGACAUGCCCCCUACACAGAUGCUGCUCCAGAAGCUGCGUGGGUCCCACUGCUGCCUGCUGGACGUGGCCCCCUCCCCCCUAGGGGAGCUGAGGGGGCUGAAGGUGUCCCGCUCUGGGGUGGACUCUGGCAUCGGGGAGAGUGUUGCCACGGGCAGCCUGACCCGCACCGCCACCGCCGAGAGACCUCAGAGCCCCGCCCCCAAGAACCACUCGGUCACCCUGCACAACCUGGUCCAGCUGUGUCUGCAACAGCAGCCCGACUGCAGACCCUCUGCUUCUACACUGUUGACCCAUGCCUUCUUCAAACAGGUGAAAAGGCAUCAUACCCGGGACUCCUUCCUCAGUCUCAUAUACCCCGCGGUGCCCCUUGGAGUUUCCAGCCCCGAUGACCCCCCUGUGUCCUGCUCCCCUACCCCGUCCUGCCACCCCCCCACCUCCGCCAUCGCUCACUCCACAGAGGAGGUGUGGGACUUCUCCUAACCUUCCUCCCUGCCCCCUUCCACCUCUGCCCCCCACAUCCCAAAACCUGACAACCAAGCCUAACUCAAGACACUCAUAACGAUAAAAAAAACAGCGAGCCCAAACCUUUCUACUGUGCUCUGAUUGGACCUGUCCUACCCACCACUCUGAACCUUUCUACUGUGCUCUGAUUGGACCUGUCCUACCCACCACUCUGAACCUUUCUACUGUGCUCUGAUUGGACCUGUCCUACCCACCACUCUGAACCUUUCUACUGUGCUCUGAUUGGACCUGUCCUACCCACCACUCUGAACCUUUCUACUGUGCUCUGAUUGGACCUGUCCUACCCACCACUCUGAACCUUUCUACUGUGCUCUGAUUGGACCUGUCCUACCCACCACUCUGAACCUUUCUACUGUGCUCUGAUUGGACCUGUCCUACCCACCACUCUGAACCUUUCUACUGUGCUUUGAUUGGACCUGUCCUACCCACCACUCUGAGCCUUUCUACUGUGCUCUGAUUGGACCUGUCCUACCCACCACGCUGAGCCUUUCUACUGUGCUUUGAUUGGACCUGUCCUACCCACCACUCUGAGCCUUUCUACUGUGCUCUGAUUGGACCUGUCCUACCCACCACUCUGAGCCUUUCUACUGUGCUUUGAUUGGGCCUGUCCUACCCACCACUCUAAACCUUUCUACUGUGCUUUGAUUGGACCUGUCCUACCUACCACUCUGAGCCUUUCUACAAGUUUUCUAUGCUUUUCUAUGUUUGUUUUGGAACUCAAAUAAGGUUCUGCAGGUGGAUGUUUAUUGUCUUGAGUCUUGUCCUGGAGGCAGAACUGAGCCAUUUCCCCUUAGAUAGGCCAGCUGCUGGAAUAGGAGGGCGGGAUUAUUGAAGCUGCUCUGCCUGGACCAUCCAAUGAGGAUCUCUGUGCCAUGGGUGUGGCUGCCGGUCAACGACAAUGACAACCAAUGACGUUGCAGGACAGUUUAAAGACCUAUCACUGGACUCAUAUGGAUUGUACUACGAACAGUAAUGUGAACUAUUUUAGGCUAUUAGACUGUGAAAGGGCAUAGAUAAUAAUGUGUCGGGGUUUGAAGAGGAAGAUAAUAGAUAAUGAUCUGUAUUGGAGUUGGAGAGGGUAGAAGUGUUAAAUCACACGUGUGUGAGCAGAGACGGUACGAGAAUAGCUAGUGUGUUAGUGGAAGUUCUAUGCUUAUCCCUCUUGUCUUGUGAAACCAGCCUGAUCUCGCGAUAGCUCACAUUCCCGAAGUGAAACUAAACGUGAGCUCAGCAGUCCGUCUGAUUGACCAGGCUGCUAUCCCUCCCCCGUACAACCAGUGAAAUCCCUGUGAUCAAAUAAGAACUAUAACACUACCACUACUGUGGUUUGAGAUGCACUACACUAUACACGUCCUCCGAGUCAUAAUAAACGUAUGGGAGGGUCCUCAAUUGUAUCGUUUUAAUGAAAUCUGUGAACUGUUUAUGAUACAUUUAUGUGUUUUAUUCUGUGGUUGAUGAUUGUGUGUAUGAGAGACAUUGUAUGUAUCAGUGCAUAUCAAACAUGUUGUAGCUGUAUGAGCCUUAUAGAAGCGUUAUAAAUAUAUUCAUGAUCCA